Molecule: messenger RNA, 1642 nt
Organism: Gambusia affinis (western mosquitofish)
Lineage: Eukaryota; Metazoa; Chordata; Actinopteri; Cyprinodontiformes; Poeciliidae
Product: O-sialoglycoprotein endopeptidase
Exons: 12
Coding region: 566-1573 (335 amino acids)
Biological process (GO): tRNA threonylcarbamoyladenosine modification
Cellular component (GO): cytoplasm; EKC/KEOPS complex
Source: RefSeq, a predicted model, not a curated record
AACUGUUCCAACCAAUCAGGUUUUUUCUGGUCAAUGCUGAUUACAGAUUUUCUCUCAGGUUUUGACAUGCCGACUCUGAUUCUUUCCCACAGAAAAAAAAAAAUAUAUAUAUAUAUAGAUCAAACUGCCUGUUCCUUCCUAACGCAUGCUAGGAAAUUACCAUCAUCUCUGUAAUUUCAAUCAGUGUAACAUAUAGAUCACAAAGGAUUGCUUGAGUGUAAUAUUUAGCAAGCAGUAAUAAUUUAGGGUCCACACUAAAACUGAUUUUCGAUGCUUUCUAUUCAUUAAGCGCAAACAUUUGUAAAUGUUUCAUUUGUAAACUAUUCACUUUCUACAAAGGAAAACAAGGAGUUUACGUCUAUUGAUUUUAUUUUUGUAUGAAAACCCAUCAUCAAUGUGCUGUCGAGACCGUAUUUGUGUAGUUAGACUAUUAUAAAAAGUAGAUCUGAGUGUGUGCGCAUGCUCAAAUUGGUAAAAUACCUGUGGCAUGUUUGGGGAUUUGAGAAACAAGAAACGUGGCUUGAAGCCUUAACAGAUUUAGUCCUAAUCCGGAAACUCAGCUGCCAUGACUGUUGUUAUUGGAUUCGAAGGAAGCGCCAACAAGAUUGGCAUCGGCAUCAUAAGGGACGGUGAAGUCCUGUCUAACCCCAGACGGACGUACAUCACGCCGCCGGGCCAAGGGUUCAUGCCCAGUGACACGGCCAGGCAUCAUCGCGCAGUCAUACUGACUGUCCUGAAGGAGGCGCUGGAGCAAGCGGGGCUGAAGCCGGCAGACAUUGACUGCGUGGCGUACACUAAAGGUCCUGGUAUGGGAGCCCCUCUGGUCACGGUGGCCCUCGUAGCGCGCACUGUGGCCCAGCUGUGGGGGAAGCCCCUGCUGGGGGUCAACCACUGCAUCGGACACAUCGAGAUGGGCCGCCUUGUAACCCAGGCUGACAACCCCACCGUGCUGUACGUCAGCGGGGGAAACACUCAGGUUAUCGCUUACUUAGAGCGGCGCUACAGAAUAUUUGGGGAGACCAUCGACAUUGCGGUCGGUAAUUGUUUGGACAGAUUUGCCAGAGUUAUCAAGAUUUCCAACGAUCCCAGUCCAGGAUACAACAUAGAGCAGAUGGCCAAAAAAGGAAGUCGAUACGUGGAGCUGCCGUACACAGUGAAGGGGAUGGACGUGUCUUUUUCUGGGAUUCUGUCCUUUAUUGAGGAAGCUGCUAAUAAAAUGCUGAGCUCUGGUCAGUGCACAGCAGAGGAUCUGUGCUUCUCCCUUCAGGAGACGGUGUUCGCCAUGCUGGUGGAGAUCACAGAGAGGGCCAUGGCUCACUGCGGCUCACAGGAGGUCCUGAUCGUCGGAGGAGUGGGCUGUAACCUGCGUCUGCAGGAGAUGAUGGGGGUGAUGUGCAAGGAGAGAGGAGCCAAGCUGUUUGCUACAGACGAGCGAUUCUGCAUAGAUAACGGAGCGAUGAUCGCUCAGGCGGGUUGGGAGAUGUUCCGGAGCGGCUGCGUCACAGAGCUGGAAGACUCUUGGAUCACACAAAGGUACAGGACUGAUGAAGUAGAGGUGACAUGGAGAGACUGAGGAGCAGCCUGGCUCUGGACUCUAACUGGGCUCAGAAAGGGAAAUGCAAAUAAAGUAUUUUUUUAUGUA